AUGAACAGGGCACCGAUUGUUGCCAAAUGUGAUAGAAAACGAGUGCUUUCCUCUUGGUCAUCGCAUUGCGGGGACAUAGCACCAGNAGAGUUUGAGAUAGAAUUUGCCAGCGUUCGACAUCUUAAUCCACAACAGUUUGUGGAGAAAUUGUCAAGAGAGCUCAGAGUUUGCGGAGUUGUGGCAGGUGAAAAUUACCGGUUUAGAUAUAGAGCUUCUGGUGACGCCUUUGAGCUUGUGAGGUUAUGCGAAGAGUACGGUAUCAGCGAUGACAUCAUUAACUCCGUGAUGGAUAAGAAUCAAGUCUGUGGAAUUGCAGAGACAGAGGAGGACUCAAAGUUGAAGGAAAGAGGACGAGUCUCAUCCACACGAGUCCGCCAUGCUCUUGCUGCAGGAGAUGUGAGGUAUGUAACAGAGCUUCUAGGCAGACCACACUGGCUCAUUUCAAGAGCGAGAACUCAAGAUAUAACGAGCAAAGGAGGAAAAUUUACUUAUAUUUGGACUUUUCGAAGAAUGUUCGCUUAUAUUUGGUGA
This is a messenger RNA of Arabis nemorensis, 531 nucleotides long. The record is from the annotation of a GenBank genome assembly. NCBI's taxonomy places the organism in Eukaryota, Viridiplantae, Streptophyta, Magnoliopsida, Brassicales, Brassicaceae.